GACGCAACGCAAAAAAAAAAAAAAAAAAGUCCCUUAAAAAAAAGAAUAGUGCUGAGAAUUCACGGGAGCAGAGAGAAAGGGAGGCAGAAGCCAGCUCAGCCCCGAGGCUGGAGCCAGAGGCUGCGGCGCCAGGAGCCCACGUCCCGAGAAGAAGGCUGGGAGCUAGGGGACUCCCUUGGGAAGGGCCUUGGAGCGCCUCGGAAGGUAUGGAAACAGAAACUCUCAAUGAUAAGUGGAGGUACAACCAUUAGCACAGGACACCGGAAACCGAGCUUCACGGAGAGACCCCCCGGGGGAGUGUGGGGCCUCCAGCCAGCCAGCCAGCAGCUUCUCACCGCCUGCCCUGGCCCGUGAGGAGGGAGCUCAGUCCUGCCUCCCCGCCAGUCUCAGAUCUGUCUGCACCUCCAGGACUGAUAGAUCUUCUUGGCAAAUCUGCCCCCAAAGAUUCCUGCUGACGCUUGUCUAUUCCUGCCUUUUGUGAAACAUGGCACCCGCAGGACUCCAGGAAGAAUCUUAAAUCCUGACCCUCCACAGCUGCCUGGGAGGGCACCCCGUGUGGCUCAUCCACGGCGGGCCCCUGUCAGCUCCGGGAGUGGCUCACAUCCCAGCAAUGCGCUCAGGAGCCCUGACCCCAGCCGGAUGAGAGCAGUCCUGAGUGGGUUCCAACCUUGCCACCCACCAAGAGUCCCACACCACCUCCCGCUGCCUCCCAUGUCUGGCCGCCCCAGUAGACUCUAGAAUGUCUGUGCCUCAGAUCCAAGUAGAAGAAGUGGUAGGUGGGGAAGAAGAGCCGGCAGGAGCGGCCCUGCCUCCGGAUGACCACCUCCGGAGCCUGAAGGCCCUCACUGAGAAACUGAGGCUGGAGACCCGGAGGCCCUCCUACUUGGAAUGGCAGGCCAGGCUGGAAGAGCAGACAUGGCCCUUCCCGAGGCCCCCUGCUGAGCAGGGGGAGUGUGAGGAGGAGGACCCCUCAUCCCCGAGGAGAGAGCCCAGGCGGCAUUCCCCACUUAACGGGAGUGGCCCCCAGGACGCUGGGCCCCAGCCCACUGGCAAGCUGGAAGGCUUUGAAAGUAUCGACGAGGCUAUAGCCUGGCUCAGGAAGGAGCUGAUGGAGAUGCGGCUACAGGACCAGCAGCUGGCCAGACAGCUCAUGCGCCUGCGCAGUGACAUCAGCAAGCUGAAGAUCGAGCAGACCUGUGACCUGCAUAGGAGAAUGCUCAAUGACGCCACCUACGAGCUGGAGGAACGGGACGAGCUGUCUGAUCUCUUCUGCGACUCUCCGUUGGCCUCCUCCUUCAGUCUCUCCACCCCACUCAAGCUCAUUGGAGUCACCAAGAUGAAUAUCAACUCCAGGAGGUUCUCUCUGUGCUGAGAAGCCCUAGAAGGGGUCCGAGGAGCCAGAACAGAGUGUUUGGGAGGCGGGGAGGGCAUGGAGGUUGUAUCACCUUGAGUGAGUCUCCCCAGGGGCAGGGCUUCCCUGUGGCUUCCCCGUGUGGGCCCUCAGACCCAUGGCAGGUGCUCUGUCAGGGGGCCCCGACUGUGGAGCCCCACAACCCCUUGACUGUCCAUGACCCAACGUGUUCUGCAGAAGGGCUGCUCCAUCCAGGUGUUCAGUGAGACCUGGCUCCUAGCAUGACUCAUCCAUCCUCCCCUCACUGACCCGCAUUCCGUUUCCUCAGAAUCACUGGUGCUAUGAUCUGAGAUCCCAAAGGGGGGCCACCAAAUGCUAUGUUUCUUGCAGAAAACUUUCCCAAGGGCACUGAGCCCCCAGGGAGGAGGUGAUUAGGUACCUCAGAUGAGCCCAUCUGCUGUUGCUGUCCUCUAAGUACUGGCUCAGAUUCACCAUAGACAGGUGACUCAGCAGCCCUGACAGGGACCCAGGAGGAAAGGAAAACCAGAAGGAGUGACAAAGUGAAGCUUGGGAACACAGGCCCCAUAACCAUCGCCAGCUUCUCUGCUGAGCGGCCGUCCAGGCUCCUGUCAGUCUUAGACCUUGGCACAACCACGGCUGUGUCAAUUGUUUCUAGUGCAUGCCAGGACACACAGGGGCCACAGGGGUGGAGCAAACACGGAUGUCCUCUCUGCUGCCUUCCCUGGCCGCACACACCAAUCCCAAUCUCCAAAGCGCCCCUUUGCCGCCACCCUGCUCCUCCAGGGGAGUGCCCGAGUGAACUAGGUAAGUCUGUCAGUGGAUUUCCCAGCACCAAAUUCUCCUGGUGGCAUCACCUUUGUCCCCUUUCUGCCCUCCCUAGAACGACUUGAGGAAGCUCAGGAGCUCACCCUGAGCCUCCUCUGACAUUCUGUGCCUGAUUUAAACCACUAACUUCAAUUGAAUCAGACUGUUACUAAUCUGUUGCUAACGUGUUCAGAGCUGUUUGAUUUUUGUCCACAUGGUGAUGCCAGUUGGGUAGGUCAAGUGCAUUAGUUCAGGAUUUGACUUGAAAGGUUCUCCCUGAUGACAAGCAUGAGGAUGAGCAAGGCGAAGACCAAGGCCUCAACAGGGAGGAAAGUUAGCCUCAUAGAAUGCCACCUGGUGCAGGUUCUCCUGCCAGCGGGGGGUGGCUUUUGACGUCCCCUAGUUCAAGCCUCCUUGUGCAUAAAGGAGUAAAGUGAAGCCAGGGAAAGAGGAUGACUUCCCUCAGAUUAUGCGGCUCCGUAGUGGCUACAGACGGCCAACAGGUUAAAUCAUUAUUGAGAAUGUCAAGACAGAUCAUAUAUCAAGGAACUUGGUCCUAAUGCUUUGCCAAACCCACCAACUGCCAAGCCCUCUACACUCCACCUCAUCAUGCAUCCCCCAAGCGUACCUCUCAUUUUGCAGUCCUGAAUAUUUGGGUCCAACUUAGAGCAAUGCCUGGAAAGUGGACCCACAGAACACGUGUUACCAGUCACACUUCCAUAGUUGAAGUACGGUGUCCUGAUGUUCUUUCAUGUUUCAUCUUCCCGUAGAGUCUCUCUGGGCCCAUGCACAUCUCACACAAACACACACACACACACACACACACACUCUGACCCACGUUGGGAAGGUUGUUUUCUUUGGUGGGCUGGCAGUGGGAGGACAUGAAUGAGUGGUCCCUAGUUAGAAAAGAACUUGUUCUCUUUCUGGUAAUGUCAAAGAGCCAGAAGCGUUAUGCCUCCUUCACAGAAGGUAGAGCAACAUAGCUAAGAUGUGUUUUCUGCCUGCCUCUGAGCAGUGACUCAAGUGUGAGGCCCAAAGGACUGGUCCGCAGAGACUUCUUGGUGGAACGCCUGACCUUUUAGACCUGCUCCCCCUCAGGCAGGAAGGGAGGUGGAUUUUCUCGACCCCAAGCUGUCUCUCCUCAGGGAUAAUGUACUAGCAUUGCCCAUUUCCACCGAGACAUUCCUGCCGGGCUUCUCUGAGACGCGUCCUUGGGACGGCUGGGGAGCAGGCUGGCCCAUACCCGCCACCCGCUCUGGGGAGGCACAUAGGCACACGCACUCACACCCACACCCACGCAGGAAAGCCCAUUGCAUCUUCUGAAAAUAAUGCCAAACUGGGUUUUUUUCCCCCCUUUCUAGAAAUCAGUCAUUACAGUAAUCGAAAAAAUUGGCUUCAACGGAAGCUGAUUUCGUUGAUUUGGUCGGUCCAAUUGAAUUGGCAUCAACUGGGUGAUUUAGUUGUUCAGCUCGCCUAAUGUCCCCUUCCUUUCUUUGUUCUCUGAGAGGAGACUGAGAUCCUGGCACACUUUUGGGAAUCGGUUGGAUGUCUCAGCUCUUUUGCUUCGCUCAGCCAAAGAGAAUUUGAUUUGGGGAUGAGGACGGAGGAGAAAGGGGAGGACCAGAGAGGAGAGUGGAGGACCGUCGACUGGGUGCAUCCCCUUACUCACCCAUCACCCCGUGUCCAUUAGCUCCUUAUUCUGCCAGGGAACACAAAUAACUCGGCAGGUCGGUUCAGUGUUGUGGAUUCCCUGCCUUAUGGGGCUCAAGUGAUGUCUGUGCGUCACCUGUAACCUCACCUGCAUCGCCAGCAUCCUGGGGCCACCUUCUGGUGUGCCACAUGUACACAAUGUUUGUAGUUUAAUCAUCUACCCAUCUCUGCCAUCCCCAAGGACCCUGGGUGUAAACCACAAGGUCCCCACUGACACCAUUGUGCACAGCAGUGUGUGAUGCCUUCAUGGACUUGGCAGAGAUCACAGAGGCCCGGAGAGCCUGGGGAGGCUUGAGAGGGCCUGCUCCAGCCCCGGGCCUCCUCCCUGUAGCAAUACCAAGUGCUAUUACAUAAUUGAUGGACAAUUUAUAAUCUUAUUUUUUAUGAUUCUGUGUUUCUAUAUUGCUGUUAGAAGAAGUGAAUAAAAAUAUUUCAAAAGGAGAUACCACAUAA
Messenger RNA from Mustela lutreola (European mink), 4339 nucleotides. RefSeq names its product family with sequence similarity 167 member A (gene FAM167A). The record is from RefSeq and is a predicted model, not a curated record. The transcript is spliced from 4 exons. Lineage: Eukaryota; Metazoa; Chordata; Mammalia; Carnivora; Mustelidae. The coding region runs from base 740 to 1372 and encodes 210 amino acids.